AUGAUAAGUAUAUUCGUUCUUUCGGUCACUUUUUUAAUUUUUAUAAGCGCAAAAACCAUACCAAGGGAUACCCCGACAGCAAAUCUCAUUGGAAAUAAAUUGUAUGUCUUGGGGGGAGAUGUUAUGGUCUUAAGUGGUUCAUAUCGACCAACAAACGAUUUUUUUUACCUUGAUGUUACAGAUAUACCUUUUAAUAAUACGAUAGGGAGAAUAUCAUGGACGGACAUUACACAUUUAGGCAAAGUACCGGCAAAUAGUUGGGCUUCAAGUGCAAUUGGAGGUGUAAACAAUGAUUUAAUCUUUUUGUUCGGGGGUCAAAUGGAAUUUAAUAAUGACAGUGCUCUCGUUUAUGUAUUUGAUACGAAUAAAGAAGAAUGGAAUAAACCAAACAUAAAGGGAGCGACUCCUCUAAGGAGGAGAAAUUUUGCUGCCGUAAGUGAUGAUGCUGGAAAAAUGUAUAUAUUCGGGGGAACUGCUGACAAAUAUACAGGAUAUCCAAAUACAACGGAUUUCAAUGACAUGACCAUUUUAGACACGGUAAAUUUAAUCUGGUAUGAAGGCUCCAAAGAAGGUGCUCCAAUACCAAGGACAAGUUAUGCUGUUGCAAUACUACCAGACGGAAUUAUAAUUUACAUUGGAGGAAUCCAAAGGUUCCCCAAUGAAACUUAUGAAUACGUCGAUAUGAGCGAAGUUUGGUCUACAAUGCAAAAUUUUGCCAAAAAGAUCGCAGAAGGUAACAUUCCCGGAGUCCGAGGAGAACAUACGGCUGUUUUAGCUCCUGAUGGAAGAAUUAUCAUUUAUGGAGGUGAAGUAAAUGAUACCGCAGCUAACCCACAACUGUGCGUUUUAAAUACUACCACAACUCCUUAUAUUUGGUCACAACCUAAAUCAUAUUAUCCUGUUCCCGAUCUUUGGUUACACACAGCCGUUAUGGUUGGUAAUUAUAUGGUAGUAGCAUUUGGAUUUUCGCCAACCCAUGGUCGAACUUCCGAUGUUUACAUUUUAGAUUUAAGUGAAAAUGACAUUUAUAAAUGGAUAACUCUUUUUCUAAUAGAGGAAACGAUAAAACCGGAAGAUGUAAGUUGUUAUAAAUAUAUCAUUCCAAAUACAAAAGAAGCGGUGGGAACCACAAUAGCUUUGUUGCUUGGUGGAUUCGGUGGCGGAGUUUGUGUAGCCGCUAGCAGUUAUAUAAUUUGUCGUGCUAAAACAUACAAUAAUUUAAGACGAAUAUGA
Funneliformis caledonium is the source of this 1233-nucleotide messenger RNA. Lineage: Eukaryota; Fungi; Glomeromycota; Glomeromycetes; Glomerales; Glomeraceae. The record is from the annotation of a GenBank genome assembly.